Molecule: messenger RNA, 2709 nt
Organism: Condylura cristata (star-nosed mole)
Lineage: Eukaryota; Metazoa; Chordata; Mammalia; Eulipotyphla; Talpidae
Gene: ENTPD6
Product: ectonucleoside triphosphate diphosphohydrolase 6 (putative)
Exons: 14
Coding region: 189-1559 (456 amino acids)
Biological process (GO): nucleoside diphosphate catabolic process
Cellular component (GO): Golgi apparatus; membrane
Molecular function (GO): UDP phosphatase activity; GDP phosphatase activity
Source: RefSeq, a predicted model, not a curated record
UCCCGGGAUCCGUGGGCCUGCUUUCCGGGUGGAGGCUGCCGUGAACCCGGCGGGAGCCUGGGCAUCGCGAGAAGGGAAAAGCAGCUUUGGUCGCUCACCGGCCCGCUCCCGGGGAACUACACCUUCCAACGUGGGAGGGAGAGGGGGGCCUUGCGAGCAGCUGGGGCUCAGCCUCCACAGACAAAGAAAUGAGAAAAAUACCAAAUAAUGGAAACCUCAAGAUGACGAAGGUGGCGUACCCUCUGGGGCUGUUCGUCUGCCUGUUCAUCUAUGUCGCCUACAUCAAGUGGCACUGGGCAUCUGCCACCCAGGUCUUCUUCAGCAUCACUGAAGCAGCCACAGGGGCCCGAAGGGCCCCACAGACCCACAGUCCUCCUGGGACAGCUGCACGUGGCCAUGAGGUCUUCUAUGGUAUCAUGUUUGACGCGGGGAGCACUGGUACCCGAGUGCACAUCUUCCAGUUCUCUCGGCAGCUUGGAGAAACGCCCACCCUGACCCAUGAAACCUUCAAAGCACUGAAGCCAGGUCUUUCUGCUUAUGCUGAUGAUGUUGAAAAGAGCACUCCAGGAAUUCAGGAAUUACUGGAUGUUGCUAAACAAGACAUUCCUUUUGACUUCUGGAAGGAUACCCCAUUAGUCCUCAAGGCCACAGCUGGUUUACGCUUAUUACCCGGAGAAAAGGCUCAGAAGUUACUGCAAAAGGUAAAAGAAGUGUUUAAGGCAUCGCCUUUCCUCGUGGGGGAUGACUGUGUUUCCAUCAUGAACGGAACCGAUGAAGGUGUUUCAGCAUGGAUCACCGUCAACUUCCUCACAGGCAGUCUGAAAAACCCAGGAAGGAGCAGUGUGGGCAUGCUGGAUUUGGGCGGAGGAUCCACUCAAAUCACCUUCCUUCCAAGAGUUGAGGGCACCCUUCAGACCUCCCCACCCGGCUACCUGACAUCACUCCAGAUGUUUAACAGGACCUACAAGCUCUAUUCCUACAGCUACCUGGGACUCGGGUUGAUGUCAGCUCGGCUGGCAAUUCUAGGUGGCGUGGAGGGGAAGCCUGCAAAGAAUGGAAAGGAAUUGGUCAGCCCUUGUUUGUCUCCCAGCUACAGAGGAGAGUGGGAGCAUGCUGAAAUAACAUACAGAAUUUCAGGACAGAAAGCAGCAGUGAAUCUGCACGAGCUGUGUGCUAACAGAGUGUCAGCAGUCCUCCAAAGUAAAGUGCACAGAACCGCAGAAGUGAAGGAUGUGGAUUUUUAUGCUUUUUCCUACUAUUAUGACCUGGCAGCAACUGUUGGCCUGAUAGAUGCAGAGAAGGGAGGCAGCCUUGUCGUCGGAGACUUUGAGAUUGCUGCCAAGUACGUGUGCCGGACAGCAGAGACCCAGCCACACAGCAACCCUUUCGUGUGCAUGGAUCUCACCUACAUCAGCUUGCUGCUCCGAGAAUUUGGCUUUCCUGAGAACAAAGUGCUGAGGCUGACUCGAAAAAUCGACAAUGUUGAGACCAGCUGGGCUCUGGGGGCCAUUUUUCAUUACAUCGAUUCCCUGAACAGACAGAAGAGUCAAGCUUCAUAGUGGCCAAGCUUCCCAGUCAUCCUCACAGAAACAGUCUGUCUCCAUGAGAACAGGCCCUCUUAGGAGCCCUUGACAUGGAGGGAGGAGGCCAUAGGCCCGGACCCUCUCCCCUGUGGCCUUGCAGACCUGCCCCUGGACUGGCAGAGGGCUAGAAGCCAGUGCAGCCCGAUGCCUUCUCCUGCCCGCCUUGGCCCCAGGUGGGCAGGACCCCAGGCAGGACAAAGGGCACACACGGAGGCUGGGGCAACACACCACCCCCUUCCUGCACGUUGAGCAGCUGUGAUGUGCAGCCCAUGACAGGAUCUUUCUGUCUCCCUGCCCCUGUGUGUUUCCCCCACCAAGUGCAGACUUCUCCCUUUUCCCCACAAUCAGCGUGGUGGUUGUACAGCUGUCCUGGCAGUUCUGAGGGUGAGCCAGGUGAGAACUGCGGCCCCAGUUCUCUGGGAGCCUCGGGGACAGUGUGUCACUGGAAGGCUGUGAACUCUGUUUUUAAAUGUUUGUCUCCUCCUUGGGUAUGGACACGGGAAGUCAUCCACGGUCUGCAUCAGUCCCCAGAGAACAACUGUGUGUGAACUGCUGUAAACUAUUUGUGACUGUGCUGUAUGAGUGACGUCUGUUGUGUGGUGCUGAGUGCUUGUGUAGCAGCCACGUUCUGAGCCCCAGUGAAUGUAUCGCUAUCCUGAGCCGUUCGCAGUCAGCAGUGUGAGAAGACAUAACCCUUGGGGUCAACUGGAGCUGCAGUCCCAGAACCAGCCUCCGGCACCUGGGGUCACAGCUGACCCACCAGCAGCUCCACAGGACAUGGAGCCUCAUCCUGCAUCUGCAGGCUGAGUCAUGGACCAUUUGUUCAGACGUGGGUCCAGCCCACAGGCAUCUCUGCAGUGAAUGUACAGUACACAGAAUAAGCUAAGCCUCAUGUGUUCCUCUCAAAAUAAAGGGUUUAUGAGGCUUCAGUGUCUCUUAUUUCUGUGUGAGAAAGUGACAUAUGUCCACCCCACUGCACCUCGGGAACCAACUCAACAGGAGAGGGUUGACAGGUGCUGGUGCAACUAAGUCGUGUUCGUGUGUAUCACUGGCAACAUCAAAAGGAUACAUGAGGCCACUGUCAGGUCCUCCUGAUGUCUCUUAGCAACAAUUGGCCCUGUGCCGA